AUGAAUUUUGUCAAGCCUCCAGAAUUUAACGUAGGAGAUUCCUGGCCACUCUACGAAGAACGCUUGAAAAGAUUUUUUGUGGCGCAUGAAAUCGAUGAAGAGGACGAUAAACGAAGAGCAGCUUUCCUGUUGACGGCAGUUUCCAUGGAGGUGUACCAAACAGUGAAAAGUUUGUGUUAUUCGAAGCUUCCAGAAGACAAAAAGUUUGACGAAAUCUGCGAAUUGCUCAAGCAGCGGUUUACCCCGACGCUGAUUGUGUUCCGAGAGCGGGCACGGGUUUUUGAAGCCCGGCAAGCCAAUUGUGAUUUCGGUGCUGAUUUAGAUGUAUUUGUCAAAAAUCUGUUCGUAGUUGGUCUUCGUCGUGGACCAAUUUUUGAACGAGUUUGUGAAGAGGAUACAACUGCUACGUUCGAAAAUUUACAAAAAAUCGCGCUUAAAAAAGAAUCAACUCUUCAUCAGCGCGGCGUUUUGGAAGUACAUAAGAUACACCCGGAAGCGGAAAAGAAACAAAAGAGUGACUCGAAGUGCUUUGCCUGCGAAAGAGGUGAUCAUGAUUUCCGGAAAUGCCAAUACAAAAGUUAUAUAUGCAAACUGUGUAGCAAAAAGGGACUUAGCAAAGGUGUGUCCCACAAAGGAAACGGAGUCUUCCAAGAGCAAACAGAAACCGCUAGGUCUGAAACGGAGUACGAGGUUAUGGUACGUAUUCAUGUUAAUGGAAGGCCUAUUUGUUUCGAAGUCGAUACUGGUAGCCCAAUUAACGCUAUUUCAAAGAAUCUGUACGAUCAGAUGUUUUCUUCGCUAACAUUGAACACUGAUGCAGAAGAGGAGUUUGUUUGCUAUAACGGAUCCGGAUUCAGAGCAGUUGGCACAUUCAUGGCUGAGUUGCGGUACAAAAAUUACGUAUCCAAGGAAAAAAUUUAUGUGUUCGAAGGAACUAAACACCCGUUGUUAGGGCGGCAGACUAUGAGUCGUAGGAAUUUGAAAAUUGACUUUUGUCAUGUUUCGGAAAAGGAGCCUGAUUACAAGAUUCAGUUGGAGCAGUUAUUGAACAGAUAUGCUGCAGUUUUCAAAGGUGAAUUGGGUUGUUUCAAACAUAGCAAGGUGCAUCUGUCUUUAAAGGAUGAAACAGUUCCGAAGUUUUGUAAGCCCAGAAAAGUUCCAUUCGCAUUCAAGGAGAAAGUGGAAGCGGAACUGAACCGACUAGAAGAAUUGGGCAUUAUUUCUGUGGCGCCAUCAUCAGAAGCCGAAUGGGGCACACCGCUGGUCCCUGUUCUUAAGAAGGAUUCGUCAUUGAGACUGUGUGCAGACUAUCGUAUCACUGUCAAUCCGUUCCUGGUGGACAAUCGUCAUCCAUUCCCGUUUAUUGACGAGAUUUUUGCGGCGCUGCAGGGUGAAAAAUAUUUUUCGAAACUUGAUCUGAAGAACGCGUAUUACCAAUUGGAGGUGGAUGAUGAAUUAAGAAAGUUAUUGGCCUGGAGCACGCAUCGAGGUGUGUAUUGGAUGAAUCGACUUCCUUUCGGAACGAAGACGGCGUGUUCCAUCUUUCAAGCGACAUUGGAGAAAGUUCUUCAAGGCUGUCGUGGUACAAUCAUCUACCUAGACGAUAUUCUAGUUUCGGGUGCAACCGUGACAGAGCACUUGGAAAACCUGAAUGAAGUAUUAACACGUCUUCAGGAGGCUGGAUUUUUACUCAACAAACAAAAAUGUGAGUUUUUUAAGCAAGAAGUGAGCUAUCUUGGUCACAUUAUUGAUCAAAAUGGUUUACACAAAGAUCCAGAGAAGGUAAAAGCAAUAAUGGCUGUCAAACCCCCGAAAGAUGUUAAGGAAAUUCGAGCGUCCAGGUUUGGCGCAUUAUUUGAAGCCGAUGUAUGA
This is a messenger RNA of Wyeomyia smithii (pitcher-plant mosquito), 1872 nucleotides long. RefSeq lists its product as uncharacterized. The coding region runs from base 1 to 1872 and encodes 623 amino acids. The transcript has 3 exons. NCBI's taxonomy places the organism in Eukaryota, Metazoa, Arthropoda, Insecta, Diptera, Culicidae. The record is from RefSeq and is a predicted model, not a curated record.